AUGAGAAAGUCUGCUACUGAGGCAUAUAAGUUAUUUGAGAAAAUGGCAGCAAAUAGUUAUCAAUGGACAUCUGAAAGAUUUGAUCCAAAAAAGGUAGAAAGUGUUCUUGAAUUAGAUCUUAUUUCGGCUUUAGCUGUACAAACACUCAUUCAAAGUCAAGCUACUUCAUUAAGAAGAUUAGAGAACCAAGUCAGUCAACUUGCUAGUUCGUUGAAUUCAAGGCCUCAAGGUUCUGUACCAAAUAACAUUGAAGCUAAUCCAAAUGGGGAUAAGGAACAAUGCAAGGCAGUAACUUUGAGAAAUAGUAGAGAAUUAGCUAGUGAGGGAAAGAAGCCCAAAGUAGUGGUGAAAGCAGUUGAGAAUGAGACAAGAGAUGAAAAAAAAAUAUCACCACCAAAAACAAUGAUUAAUCAAGAAGAGAAGAGUCCUUACAAUUAUGCCCCACCAUUCCCUCAGUGUCUGCAGAAGCAGAAGCUUGGCAAGCAAUUCUCCGAAUUUCUAGAGGUGUUCAAAACGCUCCACUUAAAUAUUCCUUCUGCUGAGGCAUUAGAGAAAAUGCCUAUCUAUGUCAAAUUUAUGAAGGAUAUAUUGUCUAAGAAGAAAAAAUUGGGAGAUUUUGAGACUGUUUCUUUAACACAAAAGUUUAGUGCAAUCUUUAAGAAGAAACUUCCACCAAAGCUUAAGGACCCAGGUAGCUUCACUAUUCCUUACACCAUUGGUACUCUGUUCUUUUGGAGAGCUCUUUGUGACUUGGGGGCUAGUAUAAAUCUUAUGUCAUUUUCUAUCUAUCAAAAGCUUUGUUUGGGGGAAGCGAAGCCUACUUCUGUCACCUUAGAGUUAGCAAAUCGUUCAUUGACUUAUCCAAAUGGCAUAGUGGAAGACAUUUGGGUUAAUGUGGAGAUGUUCAUAUCUCUUACAGCUUUUAUUGCAUUUGAUAUGGAGGAGGAUAGAGAAAUCCCAAUAAUUAUUGGGCGACCAUUCUAA
Humulus lupulus (European hop) is the source of this 984-nucleotide messenger RNA. RefSeq lists its product as uncharacterized. The transcript is spliced from 2 exons. The record is from RefSeq and is a predicted model, not a curated record. NCBI's taxonomy places the organism in Eukaryota, Viridiplantae, Streptophyta, Magnoliopsida, Rosales, Cannabaceae. Bases 1 to 984 code for a protein of 327 amino acids.